Messenger RNA from Marchantia polymorpha subsp. ruderalis, 5317 nucleotides. NCBI's taxonomy places the organism in Eukaryota, Viridiplantae, Streptophyta, Marchantiopsida, Marchantiales, Marchantiaceae. The record is from the annotation of a GenBank genome assembly.
GAAACUCUCCAUGCCCUUCGUCCGAAUUGUGUGCUCUUCGAACAGAGCAGCUAUGGAGGGAUCUGAUCUGUUGACUCGAAGGAACUUGCUCUUACCUUCACUUUGAGGCUUGUCGGACGGAUGUAGAGGUGAUCUGAGCUGGUUAGCUGGUUUCCAUUAUUCAGAUCUGGUUCAAUUCCGGUUUUUCCAUUUUGAGUGUGGCCAUCUCGCGUCGAAUGCCAGAGCUUGAUCAGAAUCGUGAUCCCAGCUCUUAAACCACGCGGGCUACGACAUGAAGGUUUUUUGCACUUCCUGUUGAAUUAGUCUGGCAACAAUCUUGGUCCUUCCCAGAUGAUCGUAGGCGCAAUUUGGCGUUGGAAUUGAAGCUGACAUGAUUAUCCGGUAGCUGCAGUUCAUCAACGACUGCGAUUUUCAGCUUCAGAUGUGCCCUAGCUGUGGCAGGAAUAUGGGGAUCCAAAGAGCUGGAAUUCGAGGCAGCAGCCAAUUCGAAAUUGUUGCAUACUUCUCUUUUGAUCGAUUGGAACGGGCUGCUGUGAAUUGUCCAGGUCCGACUUAGUAGGGUUUUAAGGCAUUGCUUCUUUCGAUCAUUUCUGCCACAGGAAGAAGCUCUGUUGUGAGAUGCACGACGGUUUGUAUGGAUUUGAGUCUUCACUGAGAGCCUGCAGGACGGGUGAUUUUUUAUAAAAGCUCGUACAGAAUAUGCUGACUGAUGAAGAAGAGCAACCUGAACAGGGAGCUCAGGGCUGAACAAUCAAAUGGUGGAAAUAAGUCGGUGAGACAUAAUGCUGAUAAAAGUAUUUCAUGGCUCAAAGACUCCUCCAAGCUAAAAAUUGGGCUGUCUUCAGCUUUCGUAUAUUCUCUCCCAAACCAAAAUCGAAAUGCAGCUGGUGAUCCAGGAACUGCGACAAGGACUGAACCUUGUGUUAUCAAAGGUUUGGAUAUGCAUAUCAAGCGGUCUAUACUCCAGGCAUGGGAAGGGCUGUCUGUCGCACCAAAAGGCUGUCACAACUAUCGGAGGCCAGGAAUUAGUGCUCCAGUUGAAAAGGGUAAACUUAAAUCAGGAUUCAUUUCUCAACCCACGCCUUUCCAGCAAACCUCCAAGAAGUAUGACGGUGCACCUCGAAGCAACCUCACAGCAACUUUUAAUGAAGUACAAGCAGUGCCAAAAUUUACAGCUCAGCCAGGUCAGCGGCCUCAGGCAGAUAGUCCGUUUUCGGCUCCUGGUACCCGCACCGGUCCGACGUACACAACUAACGUCAACCAUUCGGAGGCGGGUCAAACACGCAGCCAUUCAAGUGCCGGUGGAGGUCUAGCGCCUUUUGGCGUCUCCGAAACACCAACUGGAAAAACCUGGCAGAAUGAUCAAGCAGUAAAUGUUGCCAGAACAAAAGAUGAUACGAGGAACAACAAUACAGUCGCUCCCACGGGACUAAGAGCAGCAACUUCGCAGUUGCACGAAGGAGCUUCAGCAUUGAAACCGUAUCUUUUGGAAGACGAUGACGACAUACUAGAGACGAUCGAUCUCGACCAGAUUGUCUCUAAACAUUACGACAAAGGAUGUUCGCAACAGACACCUAUCUCUCGUCAAGAUGGAAACUUGGUCGGAACUCCGCAUGUUCACGAGCAUCUCCAACAGAGUACACCAGGAGCGAGGGCGUCUACCGAAGAUCAAGCUGUCCAAGGACAGCCAUGCAGACACGGCUUUCAGGUUCAUCAAUGCAGGGAGGCCACAUUACAUUUACAGGAGAUGAAAGACGAACUCAUUCAAGUCUCUAACGAACUUCUGGAUAAUGCAGCCGACUUGAGUCCAAGUAGAUCUGAGACGCUUCGUAUGCACAGAGCUACCUUGAACAAGGAAAUACAAAGUUUGGAAAAGCAGCUCCAAUGCUCUACCCCAGAAGUUGGAAGGUCUCACUCUACUUUUCCUGCAGCUACUACUCCUGGUCUUCAUGGCACGAAUGGACAAACAUCUGCUUUUCAAAAUGGACCCAUGGGCCAAAGAAAUCACGUGGAUUCAGUCCCCACUUCCAUUUCUGGAAAUGGGCAGUAUUCGACUGUCGCAGGAACUUACGGGCCUGUUGGGGUUAGGGUGGACUAUGAACAGAGUGCCUUCUUGAUGACGCACAAGGAGAACAUAGGACCCUUUCAAAAUCAGUCGGUGACCUUUUCUAGCUUUGAAAACCAGACAAAUAAUUUGUCAGGAUUCUGUAAGACGCCUACUCCAUUCGCAGAGGUUAACUACACGGAAGGAUCUACAGACAAGCAAUGGAGUCGGAGGGAUUUUCCAUGGACGAGGGAGCUUGAGGUCAACAACCGUAGGUAUUUUGGUAACCGAUCGUUUAGGCCUAAUCAACGAGAGAUCAUAAAUGCAACAAUGAGUGGACGAGAUGUCUUUGUGCUGAUGCCAACAGGUGGAGGGAAAAGUUUGACCUACCAGCUACCUGCUAUCUGUCAGCCUGGUGUUACGCUCGUUAUAUCUCCACUGGUAUCCCUUAUCAUGGAUCAAAUCAUGCAUUUAUCUGAGGCCAACAUACCGGCUGCGUAUCUGAGCAGCAGUCAAGAUUGGACAGAGCAACAGAGGAUAAUGCGGGAAUUGAAUAAAGGGCAAUGUGAAUUUAAGCUUCUAUAUGUGACACCGGAAAAAAUUGCAAAGAGCGACAGUCUUUGUAGAAAUCUGGAGAACCUAUACAAACGGGAUCUCUUGAAUCGUAUUGUUGUAGACGAGGCCCAUUGUGUAAGUCAGUGGGGCCAUGACUUCCGUCCUGACUAUCAGAAUCUUGGCGUCUUAAAACAGCGGUUUCCAAGUGUGCCCCUUAUGGCACUAACUGCAACUGCUACCAUGAGCGUGAAGGAAGAUGUUGUGCAAGCUCUCGGACUUAAAGAUUGUGUCAUCUUCAGACAGACGUUCAAUAGACCCAACCUUAGAUAUUCAGUUGUUCCUAAAUCAAAAAAGGUAAUGGAAGAUAUAGAUAAGUUCAUCCGGGAGAACCACAGAAAUGAAUCAGGAAUUAUUUAUUGCCUUUCGAGGAUGGAUUGUGAAAGGGUGGCUGAAAAGUUAAAGGAAUUGGGACAUAGGGUUGCCUUUUACCAUGGUCAGAUGGAACCUGACGAGAGAAACCUCGUUCAGAGGCAAUGGAGCAAGGACGAAGUGCACAUAAUUUGUGCUACUGUUGCGUUUGGAAUGGGCAUAAAUAAACCAGACGUUCGGUUUGUGAUCCACCAUUCGGUUCCCAAGUCAAUCGAAGGCUAUCAUCAGGAAUCUGGCCGUGCAGGGAGGGAUAAUCUUCCUGCUUCGUGUAUUCUCUACUACAAUUAUGGAGAUUAUAUACGGGUCAAGCACAUGCUGACCCAAGGAGCAGCAGAGCAGAACACGGCUGGAUAUAAUAACAAUCGACAAUCUUUCAAUCCAACUUCUAAUGCUUCAAUUCAACUCACCACUAACCUGGAAAAUCUUCUGCGGAUGGUUGGUUACUGCGAGAAUGAAGUUGAUUGCCGAAGGUCCUUGCAGCUAGCUCAUUUUGGUGAAUUAAACUUCAAUGCAUCAAGCUGCAAGGGUACAUGUGACAACUGUGCUCGAUCAGUUAGCGUUGUGGAAGAGGAUGUCAGCGAAGUAGCCAAGCAGAUAGUAGAACUGGUGAAGCAAAUGGGACAACGCUUUUCUCUAAGCCAUAUUCUGGAUGUCUUUAGAGGAUCACUUAAUGCACAAAUCAAGAAGUUCCAGCAUGAGAAAUUGGAGCUCCAUGGAGCGGGGAAGAAGUUUAGCAAAGGAGAGGCGGAACGGAUCCUCCAUCGUCUGGUUUUCGAUAAUAUUUUGAGGGAAGAUGUCAGCAAGAGCGACCUCUACGGUUCUGUGUCAUCGGUUUUGAAGGUCAAUGACGUCAAUGCAGGAGCUCUGAUCUCUGGGCGGAUGAAAGUCGUGAUGAGGUUUCCUACCGCAAAGAAGGCUGAGAAGCCUGAAAAGGCUGAUUCCUCAUCGAAGAAGAUGCCUCUAUCUGUCAGCAGAAGUUCUACAUCUUCACCUGAUGAGGCUCAAGUGGACCCUGUUCUUUCAAGCAGGAUCUAUGGUGCCCUACUAUCUCUUCGAAAAACUUUGGUCAACGAAGCCGGUGGAAACCUGAUGCCAUAUCAUAUUAUGGGAAACGCAGAGCUGGAAGGAAUUAGCAAAAAAUUACCGAGAACAACAGAGGAGUUGCUUGAGGUCAAUGGUAUAGGGAAGUUGAAGAGCAACAAGUACGGGGCUCGCAUUCUGCAAAUAGUCGCUGAAGUAAUAGAGGAAUCUCAGCGAGAGUCUGGUCCAGAUGGGGUUGAAAAGAAAGGAAACAAUGGCAAGACCCCGGCCGCGGUGCCGCCCAAAAGAAUUAGAGAAGCGACUGUUGAUCAAGGCUGGCGAAAAGUUGUGAAACCGGGAAACCCUGAUGAUGACUUUAUUCUAAGGAGCCCUAGUCUUUCAAGGACUACAAAACGGCCCAAGGCACCUCAGGUUCCAAAGCUAGUCAACAAGCAGCUGAACGGUGGAGAUAGAUGUGAGACUGACGAGCUCUGUGACAAGUUUCUUCCUACCCACGAAUUACACCAAGGCGAAUCUUUAAGUAGUAAUAGUUUUGCUGAAUAUGCUUUUAGGAACAUCCAUAGAUAGAAUGGCCACUCCCACCCUCAACCCACCUUCCUCAACUCAACCCAAAGCCUGGGACUGGGACUGGAUUCAGAAGCAGCUUAACCAAGGGAAGACUUUUUUCUUUCCGUGAGUCCUUUAGUGGACUUAGAAGAUCCGCUGAUGACCUUGGUGGUUAAGGGAUUGCCUCAAAGUGAACCUCUGAAGCAAAAUGUCCAGACAUUGGCCAGUUUCGGGAUGUUUUCAUUUCUGCUAAACCGGCAUCCUCGAAAUGUAUCCAGGACCUCUUUGGGGGUUGACAUCUAGUCUUCCCAAAGUGAAGACUUGCAGUUAUCAUAAAUCCACGUAGAACAUCACGGCUGGCUGUAGGAGCGGCUACACGGGAAGAAGAAUGUGACGUGAGUCUUUCAAACAACCCGAUUCGCCAGACACGCGGACGUCUUCCAAAUACAAGUUGCUCGUGAACAUGCCAACGAUCUUGAGAUAUUUUGGAGAAGUAUCCUUUCCUUCACUGGAAGCCUUGACCGCACGCAUGACGCAGGAAAGAUAUGAACUCAGACAGUUUUUACAUUUUGCACUUGUUUUGACUUCGGGAUUUCCCGAAGUCAAAACAAGUUGCAUAGAUUAACAUUGGUGAGGAGCAACCGACAAAUUGCACCUUGACACCAAUUGAACUCAAUUUGCCCAGAAUAAAAGUUGUGGAGG